UUGGGGAUUGCAGUCAGAGUGUGGGUGCUGGGGUUUCCAAGAUCAGUGCCUGGGGUAAGGAUAGGGCUGUGCUCAGCGUGGAGAGGACUGAAGGUGUGUGGUGUGCCAAGCUGGCACAGCCCUGCUCUGUGGUGUCUUGUGAGCCCAGUCCCCACACAUGUGGGACAGAGGCACCUGCAGCCACAGCUAUGGCUGUGGCGCAGCAGCCCAGUUCCCGCACAGCCGGCGAGAACAGCGGUGCAGGUGCCUGCCCUGUGCCGUGCCUGCGCCGGCACCCUGGGGCUGAGCAAUAAACCCGGGGCCAAGGGACAUGAGGAAUCCCUCGCUACCGCUGCCUCUCCGGCUGUACCGUGCCCUGUCCCCAGCUGGGCACUUGUGCCAGGACAUUUCAUAACAGGCGCAAGCGCAAAACAAAGUCGUAAGGCAUUUCGGUCCCCACCAGCCGUAGUACCUCCUGCGGCAACUGGGAAUGCUCUAGAGGGACGCGCCAGCUCGGUUCGCUGUCCUUAGCAGCAGCGGAGAAGCAGCAGAAACAGUGACUCCCCACGCUCUAAGGAACAUACGGCAGCGCCCGUGGCUCAUCCAGCUGCACCUCCCGGCGUGCCCCGGCCCCGCUGGCCGCGGAAGAGAGCAGCAUGCCGGGAGCCGUAGUCUGCCCUCGCCUCUCGCCCGCGGCCCGGCGCCGAUCGCGGCUGCAAGCCCUCGCCUCGGCAGUCUCCGUCCGCCUCCCCCUCCUGCCUUCGGAUGGAGGUCUCCGAGGAGCUGGAGAGCGGUCUCCUGACCCAGCCCUGGGCUUCUGUUCACUUUGGCGAGUCUGCUUUUCUUGCAAAAGUGUGCUUCAGGGAUACUGGCUAUAUCCUGCUGAUCUCUGACCUCAGUAGUGUCUGGUACGAGAGUGCAGACACCAAGGCUGUGGGACAGAGGUCCAAGGAGCUGAACAAGCGGCUGACAGUCAAUGUGUCCUCCUUCCUGAACCACUUGUGCAACCUGAUGUGCCCCUUGAUGGCAGGGCAGCCAGCACCUACCACCACCUUCUCCUGCAACCGCUCUGCCAGUGGCCUCAUCCUGCAUGUAAAGAGUGAGCUGUCAGGACUGCCCUUCUACUGGGACUUCCACUGCUGCCCUGCUCCCUUGGAAAUGGUGUCCCGUCACCUCGUGCGGCCCUUGAUUCGGAUGAACCUGGCGCUGCAGCACCAGGUGCAAGAGCUGAUCUCCCUGGUGCUCCAGAAGGAUGCUGAGAUUGAAGAUUACAGGGAGUGCGGGGCCACUCUCAGCAGAGACCGACUGCGGACAGAGCCCUUCCAGGAGGAGACAUUUCAGCAGAACUUCAUGACUGAGGCUCUGCGUGAGAGAUUGGAAAUCUCAGCCAUGGGCAAGUGUGUGGCAUCUCCUGGGUUUUCUCCAUCUGGUAUCAGACAGCUGUUGAACCAAGAGGAAAGAUUGACCAUCCUGAGGGAUGGAUGACUGUGCAGAGAAAGAGAUGACAAUGUCAAAGAAGGGAUGACCAUGCUGAAGAAGGAAAGACCACACCAAGGAAGGGAUAGAUAUACUGGAGAAGGGAAGACCAUGCUGAAGUAGGGAUGGCCAUGCCCAGAAUGGCACCGUGGAUGGACUGGUUCCCCAGCAGAAGAUGCUGUUAUGAAUGGAGGGAGGCAGAGCCUCCUCUGCUGAGAGGAAGGCUGGAAUAGUGUGAGACUUUGGGAUCUCUGCAUUCUCCCCAGGGAUGCUGUACUUGAUGCAAAGACCACUCAGUCAGGCAGACCCUUACCUUACUAAGGAAACCUCUCUGGGCAUUUCAACCCAAUACCUUUCCUGGGACAUUGUGCUGGUCUUUCGGAGUCAAUCUCCAAGUAUGUAGCCAACAUCUGCCACCCAGUGCCAAAGCCAGCCAGUGGGAGUGAGGACGUGGAGAGGGCAGUGCCUGGGCCUCUCUUGCAAUCCUUCUCCUAGCACGGGUGAGCUUUACACAACCUGCUCCCCAACACUAGAGAAGGUCCUUCAGAGGAUCCCAAAUUCCAGUUUGGAGGGACUCUGAGGCUCCUCUGUGCCCAGUUGCCCACACUUGCAGACUGACUCUGGCUCCACUGGGCCCAGAGCCUUUCCCAACCCUAUCCCAGACAGACGGAUAUCCCAAAACCCACUGGUCCCAGAGGCUCCCACUCAGUGUCCCUCUGGCUGAAUGAGGUGGUGUGCGUGUGCCCAGACUGUCCCCUCCUGUGACUGUACAGUACACACGGCUAAAUAUAUGUCUGUGCAGAUACAGGAACUCAGAGGGGCUGAGUGAUGCUCCCUUUCUAUACCUCUUUUCAUGGAGAAAACUAAUGAGAUUCAUGUCAUUAAAGAGCUCAUGUUUUGUGGGAUGGGAACCUUUUAAACGGGAUGUGUCCUGGCUUAGUCAUGGCAAAUAUUUACCAAAAAAAAAAAAAAAAAAAAGAGAAAGAGGAAAAAAAAGGGACAUACCAUAUAAAAUUAGAAUUCUGAAAAUAGUAUUUAAAGUAAGUGAGAGAGAGGAACCUAAAACAGAAAAUACAGCUCGGUCUGUUCAAGAGUCAGGGGAAGAGAGAGUGGGGCGGGGGGGGAAAGCCAGAGAUAAAACGAGAGAAACCUCGGCAGUAAAAACAGCAUCUUGGUAAAUAGACUAUUAAAAAAAUUCUGACUCGCUUUAUGGCUUUCUUGGCUGCCGUUCAGCUGUCCUGCCCUGGCCGGCACGGAGGGAAGGUAGCAGGAGCUGGCGUCUGUGUGGAUGCUCAGAGCCUCGGGACGCGGCUUCCCCCCACCCGCCCCGAGCAGCCGCGCAGGGCGUUAAAUUUAGCCACAUAAUGAUGGCCCUGAGGAGGCAGCCUUUUGUAGCCACACUGUAAUUACUGCCUCGCUUAUAAAUUUUAUUUUUCUUAUUAUGUUUCCUCCUCUGCUGGGGAAGGGGUGGGGAGGUCUCCCCCACCCUCAUCAAACCUGCAGCUCUCCCGGGAGCAGGGGGUACCAUGGGAUGGAGGGGAAGGUGGGAAUGGCUGCUCAAACCCUGUGCUGCCAUCCUGUCCCAGUAUAGGGCUGAGCCCCCCAUUUGGGGAUGGGGGAGGUGUUGAGCUAACCUUAGUGUGGUAGGGUCCCCAAAGCCCAAAGCAUAGGUGUCUUGACCCCCCUGGUCCUUAGCCUUACCCUCUCAGGGUGCUUGGGAGAUGUACUUGUGCCAGCAGGACCAGGGGAUCUCCAGCAGGGCUGCAAGCCCACAUCACAGCCAGGCUGAGGAGGCAGCCAGGACCCCCACCAGGGUGUGGGGGAUGCAAGCAGCAGCUGUCUGGCCCCACUUGGCGAGUCACCGGCUUCAGCCCUGCUCCUCACAGAGGUGGGAAAGGCGAAAGGGCGAGGGGUGGCCCCAGCCACCUCCUCCUGCCAGGGGCGGGCAGAGGGUACGGCUCCUCUCUGAGCUGGUGCAAGUGGGGGACAGCUUCAGGCCAGGCAAGAACGUGCCAGAAAAGGCCUCGUUCCCCUCUUGUUUUCCCAAAACAAAGGAAACAGUCUUGCAUUGCUGGAAGUCGCGUGCUUGGGCUGUGCUGGCUUGUUAUCAUCCGAUAACCUGCCGACCUGGGAGCUGCCCUGCUCCUCACCCGUUGAGCCUGCACUACGGGAUGCGAACAGCUUCCGCAUAAGCUGCCCUUUGCAGAGAUCCGUUUUCCGCUCCCUGGGCUGGGGGGAACAGUGGUGGGGGCUGUAACGAUGGCCCCAGCUGGCCCCAGGCUCACCAUGUGCUUGGUGAGACCUGCCCCUGCAGGUGAUGGUGGAUGAUGAGGGAAGAGGAAAAGCAGAGGUGGCAGGUGCCUUGAUGUGGCCCAGGUGCUACCAUCCCAUGUGCAGCUUGGAAGGUGAUUUGGGGCUCUGCUAUAUCUUGCUUUGUCCCAUGACACUUCCCUGAGAGCACCAGGGCCAGGCUCUGCCAUGAAGCUGGGUGGGUAGUGUACAGGGCUGAAGGUGGCUGGGGUCCCUUGGGGCACAUGGUGAUUCCUUCAGGGAAAGGACCCUUGCAAACUGCCAAGGAAGGCUGUGUAGCACCAGGACUGCCUGCUUUCCCUUCCAGCUUUGUGCCUUCUCCCAGGCUCGUGCCCUGGGUAGGGUGCAGUGGCACCAAGGUGCUGGUGGGGCUGGUGGUCAUGGUGAUGUUCAUACAUCACUAUGGGAAUGUGUUUGGGGGAGCAUGUCCUUGGUAGAGAUGUGCAUGGGGGACAGGCAGGACCACAGCAGUCUCACCCAGCUGUGCCCAGGGAGGUGAGCUUUUACCAAAGCAUCCCCUUUCUCCAGCCCUGUGCUGUGAGGGCUCUGUUCAGCACAACGGUGACCCGAAGCAACCUCCAUCCCAUGCUCAAGUGUCCAUUUCAGGGCAGGUAGGACAAUACUAAAUCAACUCCUUUAAAGCCUCCUGACCUGCAGCCCCACGGACGUGCCAGUCCCCAUCCCUCCCUCAUCUGUGGGCACGCUGGGGUCUGGUGCGCUGGCUGGCUGCCCAGGCAUGGGGCUGCCUUGGCUGCUGGCCAGGAGGCUCCUGGCCUGGCUGGGUCCAUGCCCUGACCCUCCAUCCCACUGCAGGGUCCGUGGCUUGUGCCAGGCGCCAGGAAUUCAGCACAGAGGUGGUCAUAGGAACCCCUGGGGACAGUGGCCACCACCUCACCGGUGGGGCUUGGGAGCCCAGGUGUAUAGAGCACCGUGGACCAAAAGACAAAGUGCCCUUUCAGCCUAAGCUCUGGAAAGAUGUGUGUGUGUGCAGAGGUUAAUGCCUUCGGCCCUGGGGAAAGGAGAGGAGAGAGCACAGGCUGGGUCCAUCCCCACUGGGAGUUGGCCCCAUCCCCACCGGGAGCUGGCCCCACACAUGUGCCUCUGCAUGUGCCUGCGUGUGCUUCUGUGUGCAGGAGGCUUAUGCAUUUCCGUCUCGGUGUAUUUACAUACGUCAUGUGUGUAUCUUACUCAUCGCUGUGUUUUUCUUUCCUUGUUCUUAGGUCUUUCCCCCACCCCCGCUAUGGAUCUAUAAUUCUUAUGACAUUUUAUUCUUCCCCCUUUUUUUUUUUUAAAAAAAAAACCCUCCAGUUUUAGAAGUUGCUGGCUUCUUAGGAAAAUAAACUGUAUUUUUAGUGCUUGUCUGCAAGGCAGGCUGCUGAUCCCGCCUGCCCCUGCUCAUCGCUUACUCACUACUUGUUUAAGCUUUUAUUUUCUCCUUCACCCUGUGCCGGGUUGUGGGGGCAACCAGCGGCAUUCUGGAGCUGAGCAGUACGGUGGGAGCGCACCAAAGUUGUCAAUGAGGGAAAGGCAGCUCCAAUCUGGCCUUUAUUGAGGUCUGGGUUUGCGUAGCUCUGGAGCAGCCUGCCCUGUAAUCAGCCAGCCACCAGAGUUGGCCAGCCUUGUAAUAAAGUAGCUCUAUAUUUAUUUGUUGUGCUUAUACACCGCUCUGUAAUAAGUUAGGAGCCUUCCCCACUCCCCUCAUUUUCUUUGGGAAGUUCCUCUGGAUCUCUGAAGGGAACUGCCAUCCGAUUCACAGUGGAUGCCUGGGGCCCUGCAUCCUGUGAGCUGCUCUGUCCACAUCUGGGCCACAUGCCUUUAGCUCUGUGUGCCCCAAACACCCCAUGCCCAACUGUCCCCAUGCUCUCCCCAGCA
Molecule: messenger RNA, 5637 nt
Organism: Pseudopipra pipra
Lineage: Eukaryota; Metazoa; Chordata; Aves; Passeriformes; Pipridae
Gene: NHEJ1
Product: non-homologous end joining factor 1
Exons: 6
Coding region: 745-1464 (239 amino acids)
Biological process (GO): double-strand break repair via nonhomologous end joining
Cellular component (GO): DNA ligase IV complex; nucleus
Molecular function (GO): DNA end binding
Source: RefSeq, a predicted model, not a curated record